AUGGCGAUCCCUGUCAUCGACUUCUCCAGGCUUGAUGGCGACGAGAGGGCGGCUGCCCUGGCGGAGAUCGCCGCCGGGUUCGAGGAGUGGGGGUUCUUCCAGCUGGUGAACACUGGCAUCCCUGACGAGCUGCUGGAGAGGGUGAAGAAGGUGUGCACCGACUGCUACAAGCUGCGCGAGGAUGGGUUCAACAGGUCCAACCCCGCGGUCAAGGCCCUGGCGGCCCUGGUGGAGCAGGAAGGCGAGGGCCUCGCCCCAAGGAAGGUCGAAGGCAUGGAUUGGGAGGAUGUCUUCACCCUCCACGACGACCUGCCAUGGCCCUCCAUCCCUCCAACCUUCAAGGAGACGAUGAUGGAGUACAGGACGGAGCUGAAGAAGCUGGCGGAGAAGAUGCUGGGCGUCAUGGAGGAGCUUCUGGGGCUGGAGGAAGGGCAAAUCACCAAGGUCUUCUCCAAGGACGGCGACUUCGAGCCUUUCUACGGCACCAAGGUGAGCCACUACCCGCCGUGCCCGCGCCCGGAGAUGGUGGACGGGCUGCGCGCCCACACCGACGCCGGCGGCCUCAUCCUUCUCUUCCAGGACGACCGCGUCGGCGGGCUGCAGGUGCUCGGCCGCGAUGGCCGCUGGGCCGACGUCCAGCCCGUGGAGAACGCCAUCGUCAUCAACACCGGCGACCAGAUUGAGGUGAUGAGCAAUGGCCGGUACAAGAGCGCGUGGCACCGCGUCCUGGCCACCCGCGACGGCAACCGUCGCUCCAUUGCCUCCUUCUACAACCCGGCGCGCGCUGCCACCAUCGCGCCGGCGAUCCCGGCCGCCGCCGACUCCGGCGACUACCCGAGCUUCUCGUUCGGGGACUACAUGGAGGUGUACAUCAAGCAGAAGUUCCAGGACAAGGAGCCCAGGUUCGCAGCGGCUGCGGCGACCAAAAAUAUGGUGGACUGA
Molecule: messenger RNA, 942 nt
Organism: Triticum turgidum subsp. durum (durum wheat)
Lineage: Eukaryota; Viridiplantae; Streptophyta; Magnoliopsida; Poales; Poaceae
Source: the annotation of a GenBank genome assembly